Molecule: messenger RNA, 715 nt
Organism: Ctenopharyngodon idella (grass carp)
Lineage: Eukaryota; Metazoa; Chordata; Actinopteri; Cypriniformes; Xenocyprididae
Gene: cxcl8b.1
Product: chemokine (C-X-C motif) ligand 8b, duplicate 1
Exons: 4
Coding region: 96-383 (95 amino acids)
Biological process (GO): neutrophil chemotaxis; cellular response to lipopolysaccharide; inflammatory response
Cellular component (GO): extracellular region
Molecular function (GO): CXCR chemokine receptor binding; chemokine activity
Source: RefSeq, a predicted model, not a curated record
UCUCUUUAAAAGGGAGAGUGCAGGCCUGUGUUAGACCACAACAGAAGCUCACUUGACACGUUUACUGGCAUUGCUGUGCACAACACCGGUUCAGAAUGAAGUUCACCGUAGCAGCCCUCAUGUCUCUGAUCUGCACAGCUGCACUGCUGUCCACAACUGAAGGUCAAAUAUAUAUGCGCUGCCAGUGCAUUAAAACACAUUCAGGAUCACCAAUUCGUAUUGAAAGAAUACUCUCAUUGAAGGUGAUUCCUGCUGGACCACAUUGCAAAAAUGAGGAGAUCAUUGCUAGAAUGAAUAGAGGACAGAUGUGUCUCGAUUCUAAAAAAGACUGGGUGAUUUCUCUCAAGGAAGAAAUGAACAAGAAGAAACUCAAGAGCCAGUAAUGAAUGAGAAUCACCUUCCUAAAAACAAGAGCAACUGAAGAAACUGAUUCAUUCAACUAUUACUACUGUAAUAUAGAAUUUUUAAAUUGAAUUUAUCAUUUCUAGGUGAUAAAUGAAGUACUGAAUGUAAAAACAUGCUUUUGUUUUCUAAAAUGUGAAGUGAUUUUUUUUUUUUUUAUUGUUACUUUACUUGACCUUAAUUUAUAUAUAUAUAUUUAUUGUUAGUGUCUCAGAAUUGUAUUUUUUUUUUUUUGUACUAAUAUAGUUUAUAUUGCUUAAUUAUGAUGACACAUGCUUAUACUAAUAAAAACUGUUUUAAUUGUCACAAUGGA